GGAAGGGGUCUGAAUAAUGAAUCACUAGACGUAUUAUUUUUUCGCGCACUGGUGGGGCGAAGCGGUCGGCGAUUUCCUCGUCGGCCGUCGGUUUUGUCGGAUGGAGAAAGAGGAGUAAAGGUGAGGGGGGGAAGGACGAUGCGAUUGUAGUGGGCACUUUAUGUGGAUUUCGCUGUGCCAUCGACAUGGGAUCCAAUUCUCCACUUGCAGGUUGGUGAUUCUUUGGUUACUUUCUCCUCUCUUUUUUUUUCCCCGCUCAGGUGCUCCACCUCCAAAGCCCUGGGAAAGAGCUGGUGGUUCAUCAGGUCCUGGGCCAUUUAAGCCCCCAUCUUCUGGCAGCACUAGUGAUAUUGUUGAAGCAUCCGGAACUGCAAAACCUGGUGAAGUUGUUCCAACCAUUGACAGGAAUGUCACUACUACCAACAGUACUCUAACAAUGCCUGUUCCAGCAAGGCCAUGGCAAACCAAUGGGGCCAAUUAUGGAGGUUAUGGAUCAAGUAUAUACAAUUCGAGCUAUGGUUCUAACAUGUACAGCUCCUAUGGGGGUCUUGGAUCAUACGGCAGUCUUUAUGGUAACAAUAUGUACUCCAGCCAUGGGGGUUUGUAUGGAGGUUCUGGAAUGUAUGGAGGUGGCAUGUACAAUAGCGGUUUUGGACCUUUUGGUGGCCCUAUAGGCGGUUAUGGCAUGAGCAUGGGAGGUCCUUAUGGUAACCAAGAUCCAAAUAAUCCAUUUGGUUCCCCACCAUCCCCGCCAAGUUUCUGGAUGUCCCUUCUUCGUGUGAUGCAAGGCGUUGUGAGUUUCUUUGGUCGAGUUGCUAUACUCAUCGAUCAGAAUACUCAGGCCUUUCAUUUGUUCAUGACUGCUCUUCUCCAGCUUUUCGAUCGAUCUGGAAUGUUAUAUGGCGAGCUUGCGAGAUUUGUAUUCAGGAUACUGGGCUUCCGAACAAAGUCUAACAAACAUAAGCAACUGGGACAGGGCAAAUUGCUCGACCGUGCUGGCCAGAAUUUCCUCAAGGGCCCUAAGACUAGUGCUUCAUGGGAUAAUGUUUGGGCUGACAAUAAGAAGGGGCUUUCUUAGACAAACGCCAUGCGUCUGGAAGCGGAAUGGUGAAUAAUAAAACGGCAUGUUACUUUCCUUCUAAGACCUGCGCAAUAUUUCCCUUUGUAAGAAAGGAAUGACAGCAUAUGGUUGGAGCACCGUGUCACAGACGAAGUAAAACCUGCACCUUUCAGUUUGUCUUGGUUUAGUAAAUAAAAUAUUUAAUAUUUUGCUGUCGAUCGUCAAAUCAUGUUUAGCUUUUGAGAAAACAUCAAUUAAGUUAAUCAAGGACGAAAUGCUUUGAUCCAA
Molecule: messenger RNA, 1348 nt
Organism: Zingiber officinale
Lineage: Eukaryota; Viridiplantae; Streptophyta; Magnoliopsida; Zingiberales; Zingiberaceae
Product: peroxisomal membrane protein 13-like
Exons: 5
Coding region: 161-1078 (305 amino acids)
Biological process (GO): protein import into peroxisome matrix, docking
Cellular component (GO): peroxisomal membrane; peroxisomal importomer complex; peroxisome
Source: RefSeq, a predicted model, not a curated record